AUGUAUCGGCCAAAUUCGUUGUGGACCUGGUCCUUUUGUAUAGUCACACUCAUACAGACCAUCAUCACACUUGCACUCGAGGCUUAUGUUUUCGCGAAUUUUCAGAUCCAAUUGUUUCCCAAAGGCGAAGUCUCGACUGCAUCGAAGACGGUUACCACUUUCCUCGCGCUUUACUGUUUCGGUUUCAUCUAUGAGUUGGUCCUCGUUUACGAUGCUCUACGCCUCAAAAAUACCAUUCAAGUCAUUGGGCUGUGCGUGUGCAACCUUGGACUUCUGAUCUACGGAGCGGUGCAGGUCCAGCAGAUCAAGGACUCCAUUGAAAUGCUGGUGGCUGAGAGCGCGAUCACUGUGGAUGUCUGGGGAGAAACAGAACCUUUCUUGAUUAUCAUCCCAUGCGUUGUCGCGAUGGGUUCGGUGCUCAUGAUGAUCAUCGCUUGGAAGCUGUACGACGAAUUUGCAUGGUCGAUCUACAAACAUAUCAGCGCUGAUUUGCGAAUGAAGCGUCGGUACCUCACAUAUCAGAUCUAUAUCGCCCUCCUCAAGUUUGACUUUUUCUUCUUCCUCGGUUUCACGGUCCAGUUCCUCGUUAUCGUCACCAACAAGACCGAUGUCGAAUUCGGUCUUACCACGGCUGCCAUCCCCGUUACUAUUCUGAUUCUCAUCUGCGCCGCUGUCUUCGUCAAGCGGGAGAGCUCGGUUGGAAUGAUCAUCGUCAUCCUUCUGUAUUUCGCAGCCAUGGCCUAUUUUCUGUUCAAACUGGUCCGCAUGUACCAGCCUGAGACGUACCAAGAGUACCUGCCAGCCCGGCGGUCUUUGACGUUCUUCGCCGUCAUCACGCUUCUAUUGAUCGUGUUGACCAUCAUCAACGCCUGCAUUUGCAUGCACAAUUUCCACAAAGGCCUGAAACAACAUGUCUAUAAGAAGAAGUCCCGCGACAAGGACGAGAAGACGACGGAACUGUCUUCAAACAUGUCAGGCCAGGUGCCUUCUCGCAUGAUGAUCGACUGAACGACUUGCGACCAAAGUUACGAGCAAAACCCCCCCCCUCAAAAUCGGAAAACGGAAAAUAAGGGGACGAUUCAGAAUUUCUACCCACUGCACAUUGAUUUACGGAGCGAUAUAUCAUUUUCAUACGUUAGCGAGUUGUGCAACAGUUCGCCGGUAGAUGGAACUACUUGGAUAACUGAGAUUGGGCGUGUUUCGCGGGAUUUACCAUAUGAUACCUCCUACUGCGUUGCUCGGUUUUCUUACGAAUCUUCGACUGUCUUUCCUUGUUCCCUUUCCUCGGAGUUUUGUCUGAGAUGGCUGCUCAAUCCUCCCGAUCCCGCUCUCGCUCAAUGCCGCGCAGCGUCUCAUUGAUGACAUUUCUUAUUAUUUCCUAUAUCCUUUUUAUAUCUCCGAUUAUGUGAAUAUCACGACUUUGCAUUUAUGUACUGUAGUUAUUAAUUUGAGUUACUGGACAGUUAGGAAUAAUCGAAGAAAAUUAUUGUACAGAC
Aspergillus sclerotioniger CBS 115572 is the source of this 1496-nucleotide messenger RNA. RefSeq lists its product as uncharacterized. The record is from RefSeq and is a predicted model, not a curated record. The coding region runs from base 1 to 1008 and encodes 335 amino acids. The transcript has 4 exons. Gene Ontology annotation, cellular component: Golgi apparatus. NCBI's taxonomy places the organism in Eukaryota, Fungi, Ascomycota, Eurotiomycetes, Eurotiales, Aspergillaceae.